UCGUACUGUUACUGCGGCGGAUGUUGAUGUUUUGUUUCGGAGUCUGAACGAUGUGAAGUAAAUCGUUUCAGGGACGGACUGUUUUUUAUUGUACUUGUCUUCACGGUUCACUCCGGUGUCUUUUCCUCGGUGAGGUCUCGUCGUCCGUCGGCAUCGUGUCUCUCCCGGUGUCUCUCCCGGGAAGCGCGCAGCCGAGUCGUGCAAUGAUGGAGGACUUUGACGAGAUCUACGAAGAGGAGGAGGAAGAGGAGGACGAGGACAGGGCCGCGGAGGAGCAGCUCCUUAAGUACGCUCCAGACCCGGUGGUGGUGCGAGGAUCUGGCCACGUCACUGUGUUUGGGCUUAGUAACAAAUUUGAGUCCGAAGUUCCUUCAGCACUUACAGGAAAGGUUGCCCCAGAGGAAUUUAAAGCCAGUAUCAACCGUGUCAACGGCUGCCUGAGGAAGACGCUGCCAGUGAAUGUGCGGUGGCUCCUGUGUGGCUGCCUCUGCUGCUGUUGCACGCUGGGCUUCAGUUUGUGGCCCGUCAUCUGCCUCAGCAAGAGGACAAGACGAUCUCUCGAGAAACUGCUGGAUUGGGAGAACAGCAGACUUUACCACAAGUUGUGUUUGCAUUGGAGACUAAGCAAAAGGAAGUGUGAAACCAACAAUAUGAUGGAAUAUGUCAUCCUAAUAGAGUUUCUACCUAAGAUCCCAAUCUUCAGACCGGAUUAGCUUGACUCAAGCUGAUCUUAAACCACCACCGCUGCCCAGCUCUGUCACAGAACCACAGUGGCUGUCAACACACCUCCCAAAUAUUACAAUUUUUGUUUACAGAGUAGCAUCAAAUAUUUCGCUUUCAUCUUUAACUAGUUCUCCCACACAUACCAUAUCCACACUUAAACACCCUUGUUUACAAAUCCAGCAUUGGCGUCACCACUGAACCACGUUCUUUUGGACAAGAUGGCGCACCGUUAAGCCAUGCAACCCAGUGGCAGCCUGUGGAAAGUCGAAGGAGACCCAGCAAUGGGCAGUGUUAUUCCUUUUGGAGCCAGACCUGGAGACUGUACUCUUGAACUGAGUUCUGGGCUACAACUGGAACUUUUUUUCGCUUGUUUGUUCCCUAAUCCAAGCACAUGGCAUUGUCUGAACAUGGAGAAACAAACAUUUUUAAUAUGUUGCCGACUUUCAUGCUCCACCAACUUCACCUGCAAAAAAAAUACACCCCAGUGCUUUUGAAACAGUUGGUUUUGGUGCUCUAGAUCCUUACUAGAGGCUGUGGAGGCGACAUGACACGGAACUCCAGUGGAAACAUCUUCCACACAAACUCAGUAGUGGACUGACUACUGUCAAAGAGACAUGUUGGGCCAUUACCAGACAUUGUUUUCCUCUCAUCCCUGGCAUUUCUCUGCACACUCGGUGUGUCAGCCUAACCCAGUGACAAUCACACACUUUGACUGUACUCCCCCAUAAUAUGAAGGGGUCCUUAUGCUACACUGUUUACCUGGAACAGUUUGUUUUCACUGUUCUGUGUGUGUCCAGGUGAUGAGCUGGCUGCCAGGCAACAGUUUCGGAGCCACAGUGGAACAAGUAAGCUUGGAGGCAGGUCCACUGUUGACGAUGAGAGGAAUUGUUGCUUUUAUUUUAAUUUUUUUAUUUUAUUUCUUUUUUAAUAUCUCAAGUUGUGUUUACUGUUUUUUGGUGAAAGGCAGGUAGUCAGUGCUUGUGAAGCCGUCUGUAUGUGUUUAUGUUUGUGUGUGUGUGUGUGUGUGUGAGAGCGCGUUUGAGACAGUGAAACCUAAGCAAAAACGACAAAUCAGACAUUGAAUAGACACACUCACUCUGUCAAGCAGGGUUCUUUCUUUGCCAUAAAUGAUCUUUGUUACCUUUUUCUUGUAGUAAUUUAUAAGUGAGUGAGUGUGAACUAGGCCUCAAUUGUGAUUUUUUUUUUGUUUUGUUUUUUCUUCUUCAAACAUGCUCUGGUGGUUCCUUUUUUUGUCUCUGGUCAUGUGUCAACACUAAAGCACACUCGCUUUGUUCUUAACACCUUCACAUGGCCUCUCUUCUCUUUAUCUGCUGACAUUGGUUUACUUACAGUAUAUGUUCAAGUUAAGAAUGUGGAUAUGAUGAGAAGGUCCCUCUGUUUUGAGAUACACUUAUAACAUUUAGAGGCCUGAGAUGACUAAGAUUAUUCAAUCCUCUUUAUUUGGUGUUUGCCAACACCAGUGGUCUGUAUUAUAAUGCAGGAUUACUCCAGUUAGCUUCAUAACUGCACUGAAUAAAAUCAGACUGUUCUGAGAUCAGGAACUCGGUCUUAAAAGUGUAUUCAUUUAUUUUAAAGAUGGAAAAAAAAGGUUUUAUUUGUUAUGAUGAUCCCAGAGACUCCCAGCUCAGUUAUGGCUCGUGUCUUGCAUCUUUCAGCUCAUUGUUUUAAUAUUUCUGGGGCUGUGUUGUCUUGGUUCAACAGGUUUAUUUGCAGCAGGCAGCUGUGUGAUCUCUAAUACACUAACAAUACGUUGCCUACCCAGCACCAAAUACAAGUAAUAAAAAAUAGCAAUUAGCCGUAACAGCUGAAGACACAAAUAUUUUCUCAGGAAUCAGUAAAAAUUACGUUUUAGUGAUGGAGAAUAUUGAAUAUGAGUCAGGCGGCUGUGACUAACUACCAGUUUUAUAUCAACGUUAUAAAGUGGGAUAAUAUUUUUAAGAAGAAAAGAAUGUUAGUUUCAGGCACAAUUUAGUUAAGAUAUCUGGCUAACCGAUAAUCCUGCUUUAAGCUCUAAAACCUUUUCCCUGUCAUGUUACAGAACAAACCAUGAAGCACAUCUCCGUCAUCAAGCAGGAAAAAGGGGACAACAAAGUAAAUCUUUUUGAAUAUAGAUUAAACAUUUCAUUUUUGUUUAAAAAAAAAAACACCCAGAUACUGACUGAGACUGAGAUUGUGUUGUAUCUGAACAAAUGCAUUCAGUUUUUAUGUCAGCUCUUAGCUCUGGUAAAUUAUACGGGUCACACUCAGGGCGUUCUUUUACUCGAUAACCAAUAUGUAGCAAAGGGAAACCUGUCAGGUAUGUGUUUAAAUUUGCACUAUAGGGACGUGCGUAUGAUGCGACACAAAUCACACUUUACUUGCGUUUACAGCUGUAAACGUGUAUUUGGAGUUUGUUUUGGACUAAACACAUGGCCCCCAAGAAAAUUGUGGGCUUCCUGUUUAGAAAGGGAAGGAAGCAUGUGUACUACACACCCCAACAAAGCUUAGAUAUUGUAUUGGCUUCUCAUCUUAAGGACCCAAAUUCACUUGAUUGCCACUGAGCCACACACUCAUUUGUCACUUGUCUAUUUUUUGAAUGAGGUCUGUUCUGUGUAAAUCAAGGCACUGUGUGUAAGUGUGUGCAUGGAGUAUGCAGAUGCAAAUGUCCUUCGUAGAUCAAAGACUGAUUUUACCCUGCACAGACACUGAGUCAUUUUUAUAAAAUCGUAUGUGCUCUGUGUGUUUGUGACUGUUUGUGUGAGGGAGAGAAAGAAAUAUAUGUACAUAUGACUCCUGAGAAGGUGUGUGUACAGUAAUAAACUACAAAUAAACAAGGCUAUGAUCAUCUGCCUGUGUAACUAUGA
Messenger RNA from Solea senegalensis (Senegalese sole), 3587 nucleotides. It is a transcript of the gene chic2, whose product is annotated as cysteine-rich hydrophobic domain 2. The record is from RefSeq and is a predicted model, not a curated record. Bases 204 to 713 code for a protein of 169 amino acids. NCBI's taxonomy places the organism in Eukaryota, Metazoa, Chordata, Actinopteri, Pleuronectiformes, Soleidae. The transcript has 6 exons.